Molecule: messenger RNA, 842 nt
Organism: Camelina sativa (false flax)
Lineage: Eukaryota; Viridiplantae; Streptophyta; Magnoliopsida; Brassicales; Brassicaceae
Source: RefSeq, a predicted model, not a curated record
UCAUCUCUUCUGCUUAAACCCAAUCACUGUCGUCAAUAUAUAUAUAUGCACGCACCUAUAUAUGUCCGUGUAUCUCUCUACUAUAUAUAUAGAUAAGUGUGCAUAUAUAGUUUGAGUUAGAAAUUGAUCAAAAAAUAUAUAUACGUAGUUAAACUAUAUAAUGGGUGAUCUUCAAAUCGUGCCGGUGUACAAUAAGGUGGAAGCACAGUACGUAGAAAUGAUGGUGCCUUUGUAUUCUUACGGUUGCGAGAAGAAAGUGAAGAGGGCUCUUUCUCAUCUCAAAGGAAUAUAUUCAGUGAAAGUAGACUACUACAAUCAGAAGGUGACGGUGUGGGGAAUUUGUAACAAACUUGAUGUGUUAGCAACGGUGAAAAAGAAGCGCAAAGAAGCUCGGUUUUGGAAUGUAGACGACAAUAAUGAUGAUCAAGAGAGCGUUGAUGAUGGCAUCGUCGUUAGAGAAGACACUACGAAAACUUCAUUGGACUCAAAAAAGUCAUCGGCGUUUUAUACGUAUUCCACGUCGCCUCCUAGAUUCAAUAUAAGACCUCCUUUAUCACUCAUUAGAACAUCUUCCUUCACAUGGAAAGCCGUGAAGAAGGUCUUUUCUAGAUCCCUUUCCUUUUGAAUCACGUCUAUAUGUGAGCUUAAUUAAUAAUGCUCCAAGAAACUCUCAUUGGAUCUCUUACAAUAUAUAAGAGUUUCUAGUUGAUAAGACUUUAUGUUCGCAACGUACGGAUUGAUCAUGGUAGUUCAAUGGUCACCGCUUUGUUUGUCUAUAUGUGUCAAAGAUUUAUUUUUUCCCCGGUAAAAUUAAUCAGUUCGGACAUAUGAAAGUUAGUUAA